Liolophura sinensis is the source of this 2809-nucleotide messenger RNA. Its product is annotated as interferon-induced protein 44-like. The transcript has 7 exons. The record is from RefSeq and is a predicted model, not a curated record. Bases 74 to 1441 code for a protein of 455 amino acids. Lineage: Eukaryota; Metazoa; Mollusca; Polyplacophora; Chitonida; Chitonidae.
GAGAAAACGUGAUCGGCCUCGUCCAGCGCUGCCAAAUCAGUAAAACAACAGCCACGAGAACAACUUAAGCACCAUGAACGGAAAACUAACAGCUGAACAGAGAACUCAGCUGAAACAGUGGAUUGGAGAAGAAAGUAAAGGUUUCCGCUUAUUGUACAGGAUAUCCAGGGAUGGCUGUGCUGCAGAUGUCUUCCACCAGAAAUGUAAUAACCAAGGGCCGACGGUCACUGUGGCCUAUAACACCUCCGGCUAUAUCUAUGGUGGUUACACCAGUCAGUCGUGGACGUCUAGUGGAACAUACGUCCAAGAUGGCAAGGCUUUCUUGUUUUCUCUGACCAACCCACAGAAAUACCCUGUGAACAUCACCGCCAAAUCUGUAUACUGCAACACGUCUUACGGACCUACAUUUGGAGGAGGACAUGACCUACUCUUUUUCACUGGCACCAUCCAGAAUGUCAGAAAUGUCUUCACGCUAAACACACAAUCAAGUUUCGGCAAUUCUUAUACAUCACACGGACAUAGCAUCAACAACCUUACAGGUGGUGUGUACAAGGUCUCUGAGCUGGAGGUUUACGCUCUGACAGAUGCAGUUACCGACCAGUGGCGUAAAACCCCAACCUGGGAUGAUAAGCUGAUGACGUCUCUGAAGGGCGCAGUUGAAUGUUACAAACCUUACGAAGGUCUGAAGCUGAAAACUGUUAAUCUUUUAAUGAUCGGUCCGGUUGGAUCGGGCAAGUCAAGCUUUUACAACACCAUCAGUUCCAUCUUCCGAGGUCGGAUAUCGAGCCAGGCCCCGGCGGGCAGCGUGGAACACAGUCUGACCAGUCAGUUCCGGAAGUACAGAGUCCUAGUGGGGGAUGCUGGGAAGCCCACAAGCUUCCGGUUGUGUGACACUAUGGGUCUGGAGGAGGGACAAGGGAUUGAUUCAGUAGAUGUCCCUUUUAUCUUGGAUGGAAAUGUACCAGAUAUGUACCGGUUCAACCCAGCAUCUCACGUGACACCAGAGAUCCCAGACUUCAAUAAAUGCCCACAGCUAAAAGACAAAAUUCACUGUGUGGGAUUUGUACUGAACAGCACCAAGGUAGAGGCGAUGUCGGAGAAACUACUGUUGAAGAUACAGUCUAUCCGGCAUCAUAUCAACCAGAGAGCAAUCCCUAUUGUGGUGUUGUUGACCAAAGUAGACCAGCUGUGUCCCAUGGUAUUUGAGGAUGUAGACGCCACUUUUCGAAGUACUGCUGUCAAGAACAUGGUGGACAAGACCGCGGAGCUGGUGGGAGUACCACGUUCCCAUGUGCUUCCGAUCAAGAAUUACGAGAGUGAAAUUGAGUUAGAUGUUAACGUCAACAUCCUGGCACUUCUGGGAUUGCGCCAGAUGCUGUGGUUUGCAGACGACUACCUGUGUAACCAGGCGGACCUCCUCCAAAAAGAGGAGGACUCUUAACUGUGGUUAUAGGCAGUGUGCCCCCCACCCAGCUCUUGAAAUAUUGAAGCUGCCUUAGACUUAAUAAUAUAACAGCUUGGCUACAAAGUGUUAUAGGUGGUAGUCUAAAGCUGGCAUUGUACGUUGAGAAUACCACCAUUCAGUAUAAAAUCAGUGCAAUGAUAAAAGUUAAAUGACAAUCUUAGCACCGAAGAUGAAAAUUCGAGAAUUUCGAGGAUUUGACAGAUUAUUCUGUGAUUUGAGUGAAGAGCAGUGGUUUUAUUUGCUUGCGGAUUUGUAUUUGAUACAGAUGUCACAUUUGAGUGGAGAGCAUUGGUUUUAUUUGCUUGCAGAUUUGUAUUUGACAUAGAUGUCAUAUUUUAGUGAAGAGCAGUGUUUUUAUUUGCUUGCGGAUUUGUAUUUGAUAUAGAUGUCACAUUUGAGUGGAGAGCAGUGAUUUUAUUUGCUUGCGGAUUUUAUUUGAUACAGAUGUCACAUAGGAGUGAAGAGCAGUGAUUUUAUUUUCUUGCGGAUUUGUAUUUGACAUAGUUGUCACAUUUGAGUGGAGAGCAGUGAUUUUAUUUGCUUGCGGAUUUGUAUUUGAUAUAGAUGUCACAUUUGAGUGAAGAGCAUUGAUUUUAUUUGCUUGCGGAUUUGUAUUUGAUAUAGAUGUCACAUUUGAGUGGACAGUAGUGUUUUUAUUUGCUUGCGGAUUUGUAUUUGAUAUAGAUGUCACAUUUGAGUGGACAGCAGUGUUUUUAUUUGCUUGCGGACUUGUUGUAGAUGUUACAUUUAGUGUCAUUACAUAGACUGUUUUAACAAUAAGUCUAGAACUUACACAUAUCGUUCUCACUACUAAGGAAGACAGGGCAACGUUCCCAUAUAUACAUGGCUCAAGGCCUCUGCUGUUUUCAGCCCAAAUGAAACUAUGUACACCAUAUUUGGUAUUCAGAUGGAGAGGCUCAGUUUUAAGUAAGUAAUACUAGGCCUAUGUGUACGCUUUUAUUAGUUUUUCUAUUAUUGCUUUAGCUGGGGGAUGGGAUUACCAUUGCGGCUUUUAUUUACUUCAUAAUGGUGAUUUUUAUCGCCUAUGAUUCAUUAUCUAAGUAACAAAUGCUAGAGAAUGUUAUUCUCAAACAUUCGUACAUUUCCCUCUGUGUGUACUUCACUGGAUUCCUUGUUAAUGCAAUAUUCUCAUCUUUUAAGUUAUAAUUUCGGUUUUUGCAGUGCCUAGUAGUUUGUUUUGGCGAGUGCUAUAUAGAGUAUAUUUCUUUAAUUAUUGCUAAUGUAUAAGUUUCAGUAUUAAUUAGCAGAUAAAUUUAUGUGACUUUGAGUAUGCUUUUUGUGUAAUUUCAUUAUUAGAAUAUAUUUUCACGAUUAUAGGUAAAA